Messenger RNA from Caenorhabditis remanei, 960 nucleotides. RefSeq lists its product as uncharacterized. NCBI's taxonomy places the organism in Eukaryota, Metazoa, Nematoda, Chromadorea, Rhabditida, Rhabditidae. The record is from RefSeq and is a predicted model, not a curated record. Bases 1 to 960 code for a protein of 319 amino acids. The transcript is spliced from 5 exons.
AUGCUGCUUGCCGGUCAAAUAGCCAUCGUCACUGGAGCCUCUCGUGGAAUCGGCCGCGGUAUUGCUCUCCAACUCGGCUCCGCCGGUGCUACCGUAUACAUCACCGGCCGCAAACCGACCGAAAGUCUCAAUAGCAAAGUGGGUCUCAGCGGAUUGGAGGAGACCGCCGCGGAGAUCACGAGGCGAGGCGGAAAAGGAAUCGCCAAGUAUGUGGAUCAUCAGAAUAUGGAGGAAGUGAAGAACUUCUUUGAAAUUGUGGAAAAAGAUCAGAAUGGACAGCUGGAUAUACUGGUUAAUAAUGCGUAUCAGGGGGUGACGGCGAUCGCCGACAACAUUGGCACACCAUUCUACGAGACCGACCCCUACAUUUGGGAUACAAUCAACAACGUCGGUCUCCGUAAUCACUACUUCUGUACCGUCUACGCGUCACGUCUAAUGGCCGCCCGUAAUCAGGGACUCAUUGUGAAUGUGAGCUCUGGUGGAGGGUUACAGUACAUCUUCAAUGUGGCUUACGGUGUCGGAAAACAGGCAUUGGAUCGAUUGUCGGCGGAUUGUGCGGUUGAGUUGAUGAAAAAGAACGUGUGCGUCGUGUCCCUGUGGCCAGGAGCCGUCCGUACCGAACUUGCCGAUAAGAAAUUCAAAAUCGAUGAUCGGGAGCCGAGUAGUGACGUCAUCAAUGCGAUGGUAUUCGCCAACGGAGAGACCGUCGAAUAUCCCGGAAAAGCGAUCGUCGCGUUGGCGACGGAUUCGAAGAGAAUGAAGAAAAGUGGAAAGAUUCUGAUCACCGAGGAUCUGGGAGAUGAAUACGGAUUUGUGGAUAUUGAUGGAAAGAAGCCACCAAACCUCCGUUCCGUCAGUUUUAUCCUCCAACACUUUGGCUGGAAGACUACAGCCAGUCUGAUUCCGAAUUGGAUCAAAAUUCCAGGAUGGGCCAUUUGGGCGGGCACUAGCCGUUUGUAA